AUGGCAAGAGAAUUUUGGGAGAUUAAAAUAAUGAAGAUCAUGCUUCGGAGGAAGAUGGAGCUUCAAAAUCUUAUGGACGGUGGUGGUGUUGGGUUUGGUGGGGGCUUUUCUUUCGGUAAUCGUGGUGGCGGCUUCGGCAUGGGUGGUGGUGGUGAUGGUGGCUUCGGCAUGGGUGGUGGUGCUUCGGCAAGCCAUGUGAAUGGUGGUGAUGGUGGUCGUGCUCAAUCUUCGGUCCAAGUUCGUGAAGAUGGUGGUGCUCACUCUCCGGUUCAAGUGCGUGAAGAUGGUGGUGCGAGCUCUCCGGUUCACGUUCGUGAAGAUGGUGGUGCGAGCUCUCUGAUCAAUGUGGAUGAUGGCAAUGGAGGUGCUAGGGGCGGUUUUGGUGGUGACGUUUGA
Molecule: messenger RNA, 396 nt
Organism: Aegilops tauschii subsp. strangulata
Lineage: Eukaryota; Viridiplantae; Streptophyta; Magnoliopsida; Poales; Poaceae
Source: RefSeq, a predicted model, not a curated record